This is a messenger RNA of Baudoinia panamericana UAMH 10762, 387 nucleotides long. RefSeq lists its product as uncharacterized. Lineage: Eukaryota; Fungi; Ascomycota; Dothideomycetes; Mycosphaerellales; Teratosphaeriaceae. The record is from RefSeq and is a predicted model, not a curated record. The annotation marks the transcript as partial. The transcript has a single exon.
AGCAACCUAUACAUCCCCAUCUCACGGGAUGCCGUGCCUACCCAAAAUGGGAUGAUCUCUGCGAGGCCCACGGUCUCGCACUUUGACCGUGAGCGCGAGGAUGAUUUGAUGCAAGUCGACGACACUCGAAACAGAGUAUACAUCCACGAUCUGGAUGCCGAACUUGCCGACAUCGAGUCGGAGGAGGAGAAGCUCAUAUUCUUGCCGGACAUUGAGAAGCGCCUUAGUCGUAUACCUCAGCAAGUCCUGAACGGAAGGAAAGACGAUCAGGAGCACCAGGAGCUCGUGCUGUACAGCGUGCCGAAGUCACUUACGGUGGACGAAAGCCAUGACUCCGUAAGAAAAGCCAUUAUUGAGACACGUCAGCGAGCGCGCGAACGCGCUGUG